UUAACUUUCCCAGAUUUUUCCUAUUACUCGAUUUCUAAAGAAAUCCCGAACUCCCCCUCACCCAAUAUUCUCCCUUCUUCUACGAUUUUCUCCGAUCUUUCCGUCUUCGUUCGUCCAAUCUUUCCGUCUUCUUCCCCGAUUUUCUCACGCUCCGAUCUUCGUUCGUCCGCCGCUCGCUCGUUCCGUCUCACGCUCCACGCCUUAUGAUGUACCGAUAUAUAAUUUCCCCGAAAUCGUCGCCCAACCAAUGGAAUGUGAAACAGAAGACUCUCUUCCCUCCCUAGAUUCCCCCCCCCGACGAAAACUUCUCUCUCUUUCUCUCAUACAUUUUUCCAUCUCCGGAGCUGUUUCCUGCCGCCGUUACCUUCUGACUGGCUGUCCUCAGGUGCAAGAUUCAUUUCCAUUCUCAAUUGGCUUCUCAUCAGAUGCAGGCCUAAUUUGCUUAGGAAUAAAUAACGUACUAAUUCCCAAAGGCCAGCACAUUCCAAGUACUAAAAUUCUAUCAUUCCAGCGCAAUAGUUUAUUCCACUUGGAAGCAGUCUAUAGUAACCCGGAUGAACUACCUCCUGGCAUGUCUUCAAAAAUUGGUUGCUUUACAAUUUUUCCUUUCCAAGGCUCAAACAACUCGAAUUCAAGGGUUAAAGUCAGAGUUCAAUUAACUAUGAAUGGCAUCACUACUGUUGAAUCAGCUACAAUUAUAGAGGAUACUAUAGAUCAACAAAUUCCUAGGAGAGAUGCUACUCACUCGAACACAGAGAAGAUGGAGACCGAGUUUGUUGAUUCUUCCCAUUCAGAGUUGGUGGAUCCUAUAAUUAACCGAUACGAAAGAAGCUAGAGCACAAACUAAAGCACGUCAGUUAAAGCGUAUUUCUGACUAUAGAGACUUUGGGGAUUCAAUUUCACGUCAAGUUCGAGCAUUGGUCGUUCAAACUUAUCGAAGAAGAAAAUACCAAUCUGGAAGGUCGUGAAGGAUGCCAUCAAAAUUUAAAGAGGUGGAAUGCGUAACUAAUAAAAGUGAAACCAAAUUUGAAGCUUUUGGUGGCCAUUUGUUUUCUUUUCCUCUCUUUAAUUAUCUCUUCAUUCUUGACAGUGGCCAAUGAUACAUUACUUAUUGCCUUUUUGAGUUAUGAUUUCAAUUUUGAUUAUGUUCAAUUGCUUGAGAAUUCUGGAUUUCACAUCAAGACUUGGCUAUUACAUCUUCAAAAUUGAAAUUGUGCAUAAAGAAUGAAGUUUGUUAUGAACUUAUACUCAAGUUGUGAACUCCAAUCAUAAAAAUGAAAAACAAAAAUUAUAUGGAUAUAGAUUCACACCCAAAUUCAUUACAAGCUACUGCCUUUUUAUAUGGUAGUUGUUUUAUCUUCUAUGACACAGGAUUGGCUAGGCAACCUAAGUGGGGUCACUUGAGAGAUGUUCAUAAAGCUAUAAAGAUGUGCGAAAAAGCAUUAGUGAGUACAAAUCCUGUAGUUACUUCUCUUGGUCAAAAUUAGGAGGUUAGUUCUUCCAAUCAAACACUUUCAAACAAGAAAUACUUCUCAUUGAUAUAAUAAUAAAAACGAUACAAACUUUAAAAGGGACAGAAGGACAAAAAUACAAACAAACCAAAUACAACCAUAGAUCAUAUUAGCUAGGAUGGACACACCUUUGAAAACAAACAGACGUCAAACAAUAAUUAUUUGGAGUCAAGAUAGGUUAGGCCACUGAUCACAGUUGUGAUGACUUUAUACAAAGAAAGCCAAAUCAUAUGGAGGAAGAAAAUGGCAUAUUGUAGCUCCACCCGGUUUCACCUUCAGAUAUUUGAAAGCAAAAUGUUUUGGAUCCCAACCGGAGGUGUCGUUAUGGCAAACUGCCAAAACAUUGGCCCUCUUUCCAUCCUUAUCAAUAAAACCAACCUCAUAGACUCGCGUUCCCCGAUUUGAAUGGCAAUAAAACACGGCAUAUGGGUAUGUUUCCUUAUGGCAAAGAAGGUUGUUUACCUUCGACUUCUCCACCACCGUUGAAACUUGUGAAUACGUUGGGUUCAUUCCGUCCUCCACUGUAGCUGACAUUACCUUAACUUCCUUCCCCAUCUUCAUGAUCACCACAUCCACCAUGCUCUCUAAUGACGUUGCACAAUACCUUUCUUCCCCCUUGAUAGGAGGAACUUCACAAUCCAUAAUUGUGUUUUCUAUCAAUUUUGCUUCGUCGGUAUUGGGUUUUAUUGAGAAUCUGGCAAGGAUGUCUAAUAGUUUGUUCGAAGAAAAGGGAUAUUUGUUUGCAGCCACUCGCACCAAGAAAGGGGAAUUUUUUGAUGAAAUAUUUAGAAAAUACAAGUUAUAUGUUGAACCAAUAGAUAACAUAUUGUCUAAGAAGAAGAUGCUUGAAACAUUACUGUUUUGUGAAUGAGGAUGAUCGACAUACGCAUAUUUUUGACCAGCAUUUUCCUCAAUAUAAAGAGAUGGGCUUCCGUUGUGACUCUUCGGGGAGAAAAAGAAAUCUGCAAGGCAUGGUUACCCAUCAAAUCAAUAUUACUUAUUAAAACAUUUUUUUUAGAAAAAAAUGCACCUGGUUGAAGAAGAGCAAGAAUUGCUUUUGGCAGUGGAGUGGUAGGAAGCAUAGACUCCCAAUAUAAUUUUGGAGAGAUAGUAGUGAGGGCCAAACUAUGCCCAAUACCAAUAAUAGUGAUCUGUAGUUCAAAAAAAAAAAAAAAACAACAGUGAGAUUGAGGUUAUAAUGAAACGAAGAAGAAGAAAAUUAUUGUGUAUUGUUGAUUACCAAUAGAAACAGGAUGUUGAAAGACUCCAUUGCUUGAAUGAUGAUGGAAAUUGCUUGGAUGAUAACGAAAACACUUGAGAAUGAGAUUGUUUGAAAGUGGUGAAAGAUAAGAGUGAGAUUGUUUGAAAGUGAUGAAAGAUAAGAGUAAGGAUGAUCAUAUUUAUAGUAGCCAAGAGAGAGAAAGGUAAAGAUGCCUUACCAAGUGAAUCCAUCAAUAUGUUUGAUCAUUUCUACCAUUUAUUAGUUAGUGUAAGUUUUAUCUUUUUAUAAAAAUUAACACAAAAUGUUUAUAUAUUUGCAAUUUAUAUAAAAAUGGGUAGAACCAAAAAAGAUCUAAAUCGAAGCAUAUUUUUCGUUUUUCUUGUCAAAAUUAUAUUAUUAUAGGACAGUACAUACAUUUAUUUUAUGCAUGUAGGUAUGUAGGUAGGUAAGUAGGUACGUAUGUACGUGCAUAUGUAUGUGAAUAUUACAUGAAUUGAGUGUACAAUUGAGUUUACAAUAGAAAUAUGUCUUACCAAAUAAAUGGAUGAA
Molecule: messenger RNA, 3282 nt
Organism: Cucumis melo (muskmelon)
Lineage: Eukaryota; Viridiplantae; Streptophyta; Magnoliopsida; Cucurbitales; Cucurbitaceae
Product: heat shock 70 kDa protein 16-like
Exons: 7
Coding region: 248-835 (195 amino acids)
Biological process (GO): protein folding
Cellular component (GO): cytosol; nucleus
Molecular function (GO): ATP-dependent protein folding chaperone; ATP binding
Source: RefSeq, a predicted model, not a curated record